AUGAUAAACACUCUAAAAGUGACAGAAGAAUUCCGCAACAAAUUCCUUCCGAGAGAAAUCGACUGCUGGAAGCGUCUCAACCACCCUCAUCUUGUCAAAAUUCUCGGCCAUUACGAGGCUAUGGACUACGUAUUCCUUACCAUGGAAUUUGCACGAGGAGGAGACAUGCUACAACACGUACAGAAAAAUGGACCAGUGAAGGAACAUCAAGCAAUGAUUUGGAUGUCCCAAGUCAUUUCGGCAGUACAUUACAUGCAUGCUCGAGAAAUUGUGCAUCGCGACCUCAAAUUGGAGAAUAUAAUAAUCUUUCCCGAUGAAGGCAUAAUCAAAAUCACUGACUUUGGUUUUGCGCGCAGCGUGAUUAGAGGUGAUUCGCUCUCGGAAACUUACUGCGGGUCGAAGUCUUAUUCAGCUCCAGAAAUUCUGAAAGGAGAACCGUAUGAUCCAUACAAGUCUGACGUUUGGUCCGUCGGAGUGAUCGCGUUCGUGAUCGUCACAGACUGUAUGCCAUACUGUGAGAAACGUCCCAACCCUCAAAUUGUGGAGGCGCAAAGGCUCCGUGCCUACGAGUAUCCAUCCAAGCUGCGCCUUUCAGAGGAAUGUAGAUUUUCGAUCGACACUAUGAUGACUUUCUCGUGGAAAGACCGACCAAGAAUCUCCCAAUGUGGCCUCUUACCAUGGUUUCAAACCUCAGUACCACGUACUGCGCACACGUUGAAACCAUAA
Angiostrongylus costaricensis is the source of this 726-nucleotide messenger RNA. Lineage: Eukaryota; Metazoa; Nematoda; Chromadorea; Rhabditida; Metastrongylidae. The record is from the annotation of a GenBank genome assembly.